This is a messenger RNA of Cervus elaphus (red deer), 2734 nucleotides long. RefSeq names its product zinc finger protein 596-like. NCBI's taxonomy places the organism in Eukaryota, Metazoa, Chordata, Mammalia, Artiodactyla, Cervidae. The coding region runs from base 789 to 1763 and encodes 324 amino acids. The transcript is spliced from 9 exons. The record is from RefSeq and is a predicted model, not a curated record. Gene Ontology annotation, biological process: negative regulation of transcription by RNA polymerase II. Gene Ontology annotation, molecular function: DNA-binding transcription repressor activity, RNA polymerase II-specific.
UCCUGCCAACCGGGAAGCAGAUCUCCAGGACUGGCGGCCCGGUUCACCGAGUGAGUUUCAGUAGUUCGCGUCCAAACUCGCGCGCUGACGCGCUCAGCGCCGGGUCCUCCACACUCCCGGGCCCCCGCGGCUGUUACCGUCCCAGCCGCGGGGAGCCCCGCCUAGUCUGGAGGCGCUCUGCCGCGGGGGCCGGACCCACACCUGUUUCUGACACCUGUCCUCUCCGGAGUCCCCUUCCCCAGCCUCGCCUGGUCCUGGGGCCCUGCUGCUCCCCGGGGCAUCUCUUCACAGUCUUCUUUUCAGAGAGGCCCCCGCCUAGACAUCCUUUCGUCUUGUCUUGGAAAGUGAUCAAGGCCCUCCAGGGCCCCGCCUACUCUGAACAAUAAGACUAGAGCCUUUCUCAGCCCUGACUGUCUUGCUACACAUUCUGCCAUCUGCCCCCCACCCCAGCCUAGAGAUCUGAUUGACGGUACUAUCCAACUUGUUGGGUGACUCACAGAGGAAAAUAAGAGGAAACAGUGCCCAGAAUUCUAUUUCUCACCCCCACCCCCAGACAUUUAAAUCACCCUCCAGAUCCUUAGUCCCCUCAAUUCGCCCCAGAAGAUUCUUGUUCCUCUUCAGAGUGUGUGCCUACAACAGGCAGCGAGCGAGCCUGAGAACCACCCUGGCACUGCUUGUGUCUGGGAUGCGGACAGCAUUCUCCCUCCUGUGUAUCACAGAGAAGAUUCAGGUUUGCAGGGUCUGUCAGCUUUGGAAGAUGCUGGUUGAACAUUCUGCUCCGUGGAGACAUGUACCUGACAUCUUACAGAGAAUCAGUGACGUUUGAAGAUGUAGCUGUAGACUUCACCCAGGAAGAAUGGGCCCUGCUGGACACAUCCCAGAGAAAACUGUUCAGAGACGUGAUGCUGGAAAAUAUCAGUCAUCUGGUCUUCGUGGGGUAUCAGCAUUGCAAAUUGGAUGUGAUUUUCCAGCUGGAGCAAGGUGAAGAGCUGUGGAUUGAAGGAAGAGGAUUUUUCCAAAGUCACAGUCCAGGCAGGGAAAGUGCCUUUAAAGAAGAAUUGUUAGCCACACAGCAUAUCAGCAAGAAGGACACAUCUACAAUCAUCCCAAUGCAGACAUUUCACACUCCAGAGGAUCCCUGUGAAUGUAAUGAUUUGGGAGAAGAUUUCAGUCCUAGCUCCACACUGAGUCAACAUUUGUUAACUCACACAGAAAAGACACCCAAUAUCAGCAAAGAGUAUCAAAAAUCCCAUAGUGACCAGUCAUACCUUAAUCCACAUAAGCAGAUCCACACCAGAGGUAAAUCAUGCGAGUGCCAUCUGUGUGGCAAAGCCUUCAGCAAUUGCUCUAGCCUUAGAAGACAUGAGAUGACCCAUACUGGAGAGAAACCGUAUGAAUGCCAUAUCUGUGGGAAUGCCUUUAUUCAAAGCUCUGACCUUAGAAAACACAAUCUGACUCACACUGGAGAGAAGCCGUAUGAAUGUCAUCUCUGUGGAAAAGCCUUUAGUCAGUCCUCCAACCUCAGACAGCAUGAGAGGACGCACACUGGAGAGCAACCGUAUGAAUGUCAACUCUGUGGGAAAACUUUCAGUAAAUGUUCUGCUCUUAGACGUCACGAGAGAACUCACACUGGAGAGAAACCGUAUGAAUGUCAUCUCUGUGGAAAAGCCUUCAGUCAGUGUUCUGCCCUUAGGCGACAUGAGGGAACCCACAAUGGAGAGAAAAUUAUGAAUGUCUUCAGUAAGUAUUCUGACCUUAGAUGACAUGGUAUUAUAAACGUAAUAAACAUGAACAAGACUUCAACCAUAGCUUUAAUAUUUGAACACAUCAGAGAGUCACAUCAAAGAAAGCUGUAAUCACUGUAAAACACUAAUCAGUGGGGAGGACCCUUCAGUUAUCCUUACUCCGCUUGACAUAUGCAAAUUUAUAGGAAAGAGAAUCCACAUGUGUGACAUUUAUAUAGCAAAACCUUCAGUCUGUUGUGUGGUCAUAGAUGUCAUGAGAGAACUUGCACUGUAAAUAUAAGGAAUGUGGACAUCUUUAACAACAGCUCUAAACUUUAAACAUAGUGGAGGAUUUGCAUAGGGGAGAAUCCCAAGUCUGCAAUCAAUGUGAAAAUGCUUUCAUUUAUAAUUAAUGAUAAACAACAUGAAUAGACUCCAUCUAGGAAAGCCUCUAGGUCUAAUCACUGUGAAUAAACAUUAAGCCAAGCACAGUCGAUGUGCACAAGAAAAUUCAGUGAAGGAAUAAUCACUAUGACAGGAAGUAAGAAGAGAAAUACUACAUAAUUCAUCCUGAAGAAGUGAUUCACUGAAAAAUAAUAACAAAUCCUUUAUUCAUAAGAUCCACUCCUGAGGUACAUGUGUGGAUUCAGACUGUACAAAACACUGUGUCAUGAAAGAAGGAAAGUCUUCAGUAACCUCAUUUCAUAAUCAACAUUAAGGUUCUCAUGUUGAAGAAACAGUGAUCCUAAAAUCAAGUGGAGAAAACUUCAUUUAGAUUUAGAAAACUAAGGGGGGGUGAAAAACCCUUUAAAAGAGCUUUUAACGUACAAUUUAGCAAAUAAUUCAGAAUUUUGGGUGAACUAUUUAUGAAGAAAAAUCUGACAUAUAAAUCCAAGAUAGUAAAGUGAUCUGGGAACACUGAAUGCCAAAUUUUGUAAGAAACUAAACUUUUUUCAAUAGAUUAUUAUUUGUAAAUAUUUAAAUAAUAAAGUCUGUUGCUGAAAAAUCUA